Halichondria panicea is the source of this 1060-nucleotide messenger RNA. RefSeq names its product proteasome subunit beta type-5-like. The transcript has 6 exons. Bases 96 to 956 code for a protein of 286 amino acids. The record is from RefSeq and is a predicted model, not a curated record. Lineage: Eukaryota; Metazoa; Porifera; Demospongiae; Suberitida; Halichondriidae. Gene Ontology annotation, molecular function: threonine-type endopeptidase activity. Gene Ontology annotation, cellular component: proteasome core complex.
GUAAUUAGAGUGCAAUAAGGGGAUUUCCCGUGUCCAUGUGAGGAACAUUCAGCAAAAUCAAGUCCACUAGUUUCUACUCUUCUCUGCUGCUUGUCAUGGCUACACUAGUUGAUAGAUACUCCUCCAUGUCCGUCAAGUCUUGCCUGUCCCGUGGAGACGAUAGGCAAGGCAUUGGGCUGCUCUCUGAUCCCAUGGUGGACUUGCCAUUACUGGACAGGGGACAGAGGUCCUUUGCUGUUCCUCCCGGGAUUGAACCAGUGGAGUUCCUUCGGCCGUUCUCCACAGGGGGUGACUCCAAUGUCAAGAUCCAGUUUGCUCACGGGACCACCACUCUGGCUUUCAAGUUCCAACACGGAGUCAUUGUUGCCGUGGACUCCAGAGCCACUGCUGGCUCCUGGAUAGCGUCUCAGACUGUGAAGAAAGUGAUAGAGAUCAACCCUUACCUGCUGGGCACCAUGGCUGGAGGAGCCGCUGACUGCUCCUACUGGGAGAGGCAGCUUGCCUUUGAGUGCAGGCUGUACGAGCUUAGGAACAAGGAGAGGAUCUCAGUGGCAGCUGCCUCUAAAGUCCUUGCCAACAUGAUCUACUACUACAAGGGAAUGGGCCUCUCCAUGGGAACAAUGAUUUGUGGAUGGGACAAGAAGGGCCCCGGCCUGUACUAUGUGGACACUGAUGGUAGUCGCCUGACUCACCACAUUUUCAGUGUGGGCUCUGGUUCCACCUACGCCUACGGUGUGAUGGACAGUGGCUACCACUGGGACAUGGAGAUAGAGGAGGCCAGAGAACUGGGAAAGAGAGCUAUCUAUCACGCCACUCAUAGGGACGCUUACAGUGGAGGAGUUGUCAACUUGUACCACAUGUGUGCGACUGGCUGGGAGAAGGUGUCAUCCACCAAUGUGGCUGAGUUGCACUAUCAAUACAAAGACGAGAAGAUGGCACAGACAGCCGCUGCAUAGACAAUGACAUGAUAGCUAUUUGCUUGUGUACAUGUAUGCCCAUGCUUUAUUGUUAUCAUGCUAUUUCAUUAAUUUGUUGCACGUUAUAAAAUUAGUGUGACUUG